AUGAGCCGCAAGCAGGGCAAGGCUCCAGCAUCGUUCAUGGAGCGCGAGCUGCGGGAGCACCACGUGAGCCAGCUGCAGCAGUACCCGAGCGAGUGCGUGAGCCAGCUGCUGCAGUACCCGAGCUGGCACGUCAACCUGCAGCUGCAAGCGCUUCUGCUGCAACUCUGCCUGUCGGCAGCCCCGCCGUGA
Prorocentrum cordatum is the source of this 189-nucleotide messenger RNA. The record is from the annotation of a GenBank genome assembly. NCBI's taxonomy places the organism in Eukaryota, Dinophyceae, Prorocentrales, Prorocentraceae.